This is a messenger RNA of Serpula lacrymans var. lacrymans S7.9, 2394 nucleotides long. RefSeq lists its product as uncharacterized. The transcript has 21 exons. The record is from RefSeq and is a predicted model, not a curated record. The coding region runs from base 1 to 2394 and encodes 797 amino acids. Gene Ontology annotation, biological process: transmembrane transport. Gene Ontology annotation, molecular function: oligopeptide transmembrane transporter activity. NCBI's taxonomy places the organism in Eukaryota, Fungi, Basidiomycota, Agaricomycetes, Boletales, Serpulaceae.
AUGGCAGAACCAACCCAUCUCGAUAGCGCCAACCGCGUCGUAUUCGAAACCGAGAAGGAUGAGCUCAAAUUACCGCCUUCGAGUAUCCUUAUCAAAGAGCUCGAUUCGGAGAGCACUAUCAGCCAUACCGAUUCUCCAGGCAGUACAGAACAGGUCGUGAAGGGCGCCGAAGGAAUCGCUCAUCUGGCACGUAGCUCUAUCAUAUCUGCUGACGACCAACCUCAUCUUCCCGCUCUUACCUUUCGGUUUUGGGUACUUGGCAUCGGGCUGUCUACAUUCGGUUCUGUACUCUCCGAAAUAUACUUCUGGAAGCCGCAAAACGCAACCGUUACUGCUCUCUUUCAGCUCAUCAUUGCAUACGUCCUCGGAAACGCAAUGCACUACGUCCUCCCUUCUAAGGGGCUCUGGCGCUCCAUCAACCCAGGUCCAUUCAAUAUCAAGGAGCACACCUGCAUCACCAUCAUGGCUUCUACUGCCUCCACCACCGCAACCGCUAUCGGAAUCAUAGCGACCCUAGAUCUCUUCUACAACACAACGCUCAAUCCGGCCGCCGCAAUAUUUCAAACUCUGGCUUCGCAGCUGAUAGGAUAUGGGUUUGCUGGAAUAUUACGCACUCUCCUGGUAUGGCCGACUUAUGCACUUUAUCCGAACAACAUCCCCUCUAUCUCUCUCCUCCAAUCCAUGCACUUCGGUGGGCUGCUGAACAAGAAGAAAAUGAAAUACUUUUGGAUAGUUUUUGCUGCUAUAUUCUUUUGGGAAAUAAUACCAACUUGGAUGUUUCCGCUGCUUACUGCCUUCUCCGUCAUCUGUCUUGCUGAUACCAGCCAGAGCCCCUUAGUCCGCAACCUCUUCGGCGCAGGUUCCUCCAACGAAGGUCUUGGCCUUUUCUCCUUCGCAUUCGACUGGACACUUAUCACACAAGCAUACCCGCUGUACUGGCCCCUCCAAACACAAGUGUCGUCCUGGAUUGGCUUGGUAUUGAGUUACGCGCUCAUGAUGGGUUGUUACUACUCCAACGUCUUUGAAGGGAAAUCGAGAGGCCUUCCUUUUAUGUCAACGGCUCUAUUCAGCGGGAAUGGAUCUUCAUACGACCAAAGUGCCAUCCUCGACUCGAACAACCAGCUUGACCCCGAGAAAUACGCACAGAUCGGUCCCCCGUAUAUGACUACUACAUAUGCCGUAUCUCUUUUAGCAAGCUACGCCUCCAUGGGGGCCGCAUUCUCCCACAUUCUGUUGUGGCACUGGAAAGAGCUCUGGACGGCUUUCAGAGGGUUCAAUUUCCUCAAAUCUGGGCAGGAUUUCGACGACAUUCACUUCCAGAAGAUGAAAGUAUACAAAGAAGUGCCCCAGUGGUGGUAUGGUACUGUAUUCUUCCUCUCUCUUGCGCUCGCGAUCGGGAUGGCGUACGUCGGGUUGAACACACUUCCUUGGUGGUCUGUAAUUGUGUUCACAAUAAUCGCUUUCAUUCUUGCCGUCGUUCUAGGCUUCAUCUACGCUGUGACAGGAUUUCAAAUACCCACUUCUGGGCUCGUGCAAGUUAUCGCUGCCUACGUCCAUCCUGAACAACCAGUUCAGAACAUGUAUGCAAAAAUGUACGGCUAUAGUACAGGCUAUCAAACACUCUACAUGCUCUCUGACCUAAAACUCGGCCAGUAUGCUAAAGUUCCUCCAAGAGCGACAUUCAUAUCCCAAGUCAGCGGUACCAUACUCGGUGCCGUCUUCAACUAUAUCCUCUAUAAAUCAAUCGUCGGCGCCCACCGUGCUGACCUUAUUAAUCCGAUCGGCACACGCAUAUGGUCUGGAUGGAACUCACAAGAGAUCAAUUCGGCGGCGAUUACUUGGGGUGCAUUAUCAAAGGAACUCUAUAGUCCAGGGAAGCUAUAUUUCCAGAUCCCACUUGGUCUUCUAUACGGUUUCCUAGCGCCUUUCCCGCUAUACAUCCUCCACAAGAUAUUUCCAAACCAGAAAAUAUGGUGGUAUCUUAACAUGCCCGUCAUCCUCACGUACAUGGGCUGGCUUCCUUAUUCAGUAAACGGAAUGUGGUGGCCUGGGUUUAUCAUAGGGUUGUCGACGCAGUGGUGGGUGAGAACGCGGAGACCGAGGUGGUAUAAUAAGUAUAACUUCCUCACAUCCGCAGCACUAGAUGGCGGUUCGUCGAUUGUGUACUUUGUCCUCAACUUUGCAGUAUUUGGUGCGAGCGGACAGGGUGUUAACUUUCCAUUUUGGUGGGGGAACCCAAAUCCUGCCGUGAUGAGCGUUGAGUCCAUGCUCGAGUUGGCUCCACACAAAUUACUGUUGUAUGAUAAGAUAGGUGUAGUAGGGCUGUCUGAGUCGCGGAAAAGACUCGGAUUAAGGGAUAUUGAAGUCACUGCCACGAGCGUGAGAGUCUAUUAG